AUGCAAAAAUCUGAAACAAUAAAUGAUAUGAACGCAGUAUAUCUCGCUCAUCAUGCUGUAAUACGGGAAGAGAAAGACACAACAAAGGUUCGUGUGGUGUUUGAUGCUUCGGCGAAAGGGUCUGGAGACUUUUUUUUAAACGAUACCAUGAUGGUGGGACCCGUACUGCAACAGGACCUGCGAAGUUUAAUUACAACGUGGCGGACACACAAAGUUUGUGUGAUAAGUGAUAUCGAGAAAAUGUAUCGAAUGAUUAAACUAACAGAUGAACACACUAAAUUACAACGAAUACUAUGGCGGGAUAGUCCUGAUAAAAAUCUGGAAAGCUAUGACUUAACAACUGUUACCUUCGGUACGGCAGCAGCUCCUUACCUCGCAGUAAGAACUUUAAACCAAGUAGCUGAUGACGAAGCAGAAGAAUAUCCAGAUACUGUAGUUGAAAUAAAAGGGUCAUUUUACGUUGAUGAUUACAUGUCAGGAAGUGAUAAUAUAGAGAAAACUAAGAAGCUAUGUAAUGAUAUUAAAACUGUACUAAAAAAGGGAGGAUUUAAAAUGCAAAAAUGGUCUAGUCUUACGUGGGAUAGAAAGGAUGAUACAUUUAAAGUAACAGUAAACUUACCUGAAUUAACGUAUCCUAUAACAAAAAGGUCCAUUCUUUCUGACGUUGCUCGUCUUUUCGACCCUUUUGGCUGGCUAUCUCCUUUAGUAAUCGUAGCAAAAAUUCUAAUUCAAAAACUCUGGCUUUGCAACCUCGGGUGGGAUGAUGAACUACCUGUUGAAUUAGUGGAAGAAUGGAAGAGUUACAGAGAUGACUUACCUGAAUUGAAGACUAUAGAAAUACUACGAUGGUUCCACACAAGCUCUGGCACUAAGGAAAUUCAAAUCCAUGGCUUCGCAGAUGCUUCAGUGACGUCUUAUGCUGCAGUCACUUACCUAAGGGUCUUUGACGAAAAAAAUAAUGUCCACAUCACAUUGAUUGCAUCUCGUACAAGAGUAGCUCCUUUAAAACAACUCACUAUACCAAAACUUGAGCUGUGUGCAGCGGCAUUAUUAUCUGAGCUUAUAGAGGAAAUAUCUGGUUUGCUUAAGAUUCCCAUUGAGCAAAUUUUUGCUUACACAGAUUCGAUGGUGGUUUUGUCGUGGCUUCAGUCGCAACCACAUCGUUGGCGCACUUUUGUUGGCAAUAGAGUGGCUGAUGUAUUAAGAGUUUUAGAUAACAGUAGAUGGAGCCACAUUAAGUCAGAGGAAAAUCCUGCAGAUAUUGCUACAAGAGGUGUUAAGGCUAGUGAUCUAAGGGAUACCAAAUUGUGGUGGAAUGGGCCAGAGUGGCUAAAUCACAGAUAUAUAGAACGGUCAAAGGGUGAAAUUCCUGGAACUGAUUUAGAAAGGAAAAGUUUUAACAUACAUUUACCUGAAGAAAAAACACCAAUAUGGGAGAAAUUUUCUAGUAUAUCUAAAAUGAAGAGAGUAUUGUCAUAUUGCAGAAGAUUUUUAAAGGCAAAGAAUAAAGGAAACAUUGAGAAACAUUUAACGAUCAAUGAAAUGGAACUAAUUUUAGAGAAUUUAAUUAUUAUAAUUAAAUAUUAUCAAAGGAAGGUAUAUGAAAAAAAGAUAGAGGACAUUAAUAAAGAUGGAAAGGUAAAGAAAGGAAGUUCCCUUGUAACACUUUCUCCUUUUUUGGAUAAGAAUGAGAUGAUAAGAGUCGGGGGACGAUUGCAAAAUGCAAACAUUGCUGAAUCAUCAAGACAUCCAAUUAUAAUACCACCAAAGGUUCAUGUUGCAAAACUAUUAGUCAAAGAGGCGCACAUUAAGACUCUCCACGGUGGUAUUCAGUUGAUGAUGGCAUAUAUUAGAAGUAAGUACUGGAUUAUUAACUUAAAAAAUGAAAUUAAAAAAUGUAUAAGAACGUGUAAAGUUUGUAUAGUUGACAAGGCAAAAAUCUCAACGCAGGAAAUGGGACAACUUCCUUACGUAAGAGUUAAUGAGCAUCGAGCCUUCCUAAACACGGGGGUUGACUAUGCUGGCCCUAUAUACAUUAGAACAUCCAAGGGACGGGGUCACCAUGCAACAAAGGCAUAUAUCUGUUUGUUUGUUUGCAUGGCGACUCGCGCUAUUCAUUUAGAAGCAGUAUCUGAUCUCACAGCACAAGCUUUCAUUGCAUCAUUUCGCAGAUUUGUGGCUAGGAGAGGACCUUGUCUACAUUUAUGGAGUGACAAUGGUACUAACUUUAUCGGUGCUGCCAAAGAGCUUAAAACACUUUUCAUAAAGGGCAAGGCCAACAUCACAGAGGAAAUUGCAGAACUGUUGGCCAAUGAUGGGACGACGUGGCAUUUUAUCCCUCCGAGAAUGCCAAAUUAUGGUGGUCUGUGGGAGGCAGGUAUACAAUCAGUCAAGAGACACUUAGUACGAGUGAAUAAAUCUACAAAAUUGACCUAUGAAGAGAUGGCCACACUAUUAGCGCAGAUAGAAGCGUGCUUAAAUUCGCGUCCGUUAUGUCAACUUGAUGAUACCGUCGAAACGCUAUAUCCACUUACACCAGGACACUUUCUCAUAGGAGAACCCUUAAUCACUGUGCCCGAUAUAAAUUAUGAACUGAGAAACAUUAACCUACUCAGCAGAAGGCAGAUGAUACAAAGGAUGACCCAAGAUUUUUGGCGACGAUGGAGAAUCGCACUACAGGCCCGAGAAAAGUCAGAGUGCGUCCAGACCCUCAUCACCAGUCAAUCUAUGGAUAGAUCCUGCCGGCCCGUUAAAAUUACGCUAGUCGAAGAAACAAUGGAGCAACUAGAUAAUCAGUACUACACUCUUAUCUUCCCACGCCCAACGAAGGUUGAACGUGUUCACUACACACUGACGAAUGACAUCGCUAAUAUUCAAAAUAAACUCAAAGGACAGCCGCUGAAAAUAACCGAAAUUCCAGAACAUUAUACAACUACAAAGAACAUUACAAUCCCUCACCUGAAACUGAAAAAUAUAAAUACACCGGGGCUACGCAGCAUUGAAGACAGGGUCCUGAAUGAGCAACCUACAAAUUAG
Molecule: messenger RNA, 3036 nt
Organism: Vanessa atalanta (red admiral)
Lineage: Eukaryota; Metazoa; Arthropoda; Insecta; Lepidoptera; Nymphalidae
Exons: 4
Coding region: 1-3036 (1011 amino acids)
Biological process (GO): DNA integration
Molecular function (GO): nucleic acid binding
Source: RefSeq, a predicted model, not a curated record